Molecule: messenger RNA, 711 nt
Organism: Melampsora larici-populina 98AG31
Lineage: Eukaryota; Fungi; Basidiomycota; Pucciniomycetes; Pucciniales; Melampsoraceae
Exons: 7
Coding region: 1-711 (236 amino acids)
Source: RefSeq, a predicted model, not a curated record
AUGAACGUUUUAUCCUAUCGGUUUUUGAUUUUAGUCACUUUUCAAAUCAUCUUUGGAUAUAAACAUCUGACUGAAUGUCUCACAAAUACGCAACAACCCCUCGAGUUCCCCACUGUGAAAAGUGUGACUCAAAGUGGAAUGGGGUUUACGAGAUGUAUUAAAAAAGAUUGCAAUCGACUGGUGAAUCGUAGAUCUGAUACAAUCAAAAAGCGACAAAACACGAAUCCAACGGAAGCUUCGGCGAAUGUGAAAGACGAAUCAAAGAAAGACCAAAAGCGAUGGUUAGACUCUCAUAAUAAAUACAGAGCAACUUAUAAUGCUAAAGCUCUGGUUUGGAAUGAUUCAGUCACUCCUGCAGCCAAAUCAGAAGUUUCAACUUGUGUGUGGGAACACUCUAGAGGACCUUUUGGAGAGAAUAUUGCAGCUGGUCAACCUGAUCUUGAAGGUGUUGUAUCAGAUUGGGUAAAUGGACCAGGAGAAAAAUCAGAUUAUAAUCCUUCAAAUCCCAAGUUCUCUCAUUUCACUCAGGUGGUAUGGGCAUCAACUGAAUCUAUCUCAUGUGCAAGAAACUCUUGUAAGUCUAUGAAAGGUAUAAAUUUACCUCAAUCACCUAUUCUCUUUUGGGCAUGCGAAUAUUUCCCACCAGGAAAUGUGAUUGGUCAAUUUUCUCAAAAUGUGAAAUCUGGACCAGGUGGAGUACCUCUCAAGUGA